This is a messenger RNA of Salvia miltiorrhiza (redroot sage), 2875 nucleotides long. Its product is annotated as phospholipase D alpha 1-like. Gene Ontology annotation, cellular component: plasma membrane. Gene Ontology annotation, molecular function: calcium ion binding; D-type glycerophospholipase activity. The transcript has 3 exons. Lineage: Eukaryota; Viridiplantae; Streptophyta; Magnoliopsida; Lamiales; Lamiaceae. Gene Ontology annotation, biological process: phosphatidylcholine metabolic process; phospholipid catabolic process. The record is from RefSeq and is a predicted model, not a curated record. Bases 332 to 2755 code for a protein of 807 amino acids.
UAAUGAUAAAAACCAAAUUUUAUGUGACUAAUAUUUUUAUAAAAAUGAACAUUUUUCAUUAUAAUUAAAAAAGUAACGUUUUUAUCUAUUUAUGAUUGGCUUCUUCGACUGAUUGCUUUUUCUCUCUCAUCCCCCUCCUCUCUCUCUCUCACAGACACGGACACACACUAGUCUCUCUCUCUAAAAAAUUCAAUUUCUGUACUGGGUUCCUCGGUUUCUGUUUCCUUAUCUUCAAUAUAAACCCACAGCUGAAGAAGGGAAAUCGAAGAAACAAUAAUUAACAAGGAGAGAAGAGAUCGAUUGAUUGAGCGAGUGAAGGAAAGGAUCGAAGAUGGCGCAGAUGCUACUCCAUGGAGAUCUUCAUGCAACUAUCUAUGAGGUCGACAAACUGCAUAUUGGUGCCGUUGGUUUGUUUUUCCGAAAGGCAGUGGAAGGCGUGGAGCAGGUGCUGGGGCUGGGCGAGACGGCGUCGAAGAUGUACGCGACGAUAGACCUGGAGCGAGCCCGCGUGGGUCGCACUCGCCUCCUUGACCAGACCGCGAAGCCCCGCUGGUACGAGUCCUUCCACAUCUACUGCGCCCACAUGGCCUCCGAGGUCGUCUUCUCCGUCAAGUUCAGCAAGGCCGUCGGCGCCGAGCUCAUCGGCCGCGCCUACACCCCCGCCUCCGACCUCCUCCGCGGCGACGAGAUCGACACCUGGCUCCCCAUCCUCGACACCAACCGCAAGCCCAUCGACGGCAACCCCAAGAUCCACGUCAAGCUCCACUUCUUCGACGUCAUCCGCGAGCGCUUCUACGCCGCCGGCCUCAAGACCCCCUCCUUCCCGGGCGUCCCCUACACCUUCUUCUCCCAGCGGAAAGGCUGCAAGGUCACGCUCUACCAAGACGCCCACAUCCCCGACGCCUUCGUCCCCCGGAUUCCCCUCUCCGGCGGCAUGUUCUACGAGCCCCACCGCUGCUGGGAGGAUGUCUUCGACGCCAUCUCCAACGCCAAGCACUUCAUCUACAUCACCGGUUGGUCCGUCUACACCGAGAUCACGCUCGUGAGGGACACGCGCCGCCCCAAGUCUGGCGGCGACGCCACCCUCGGGAAGCUGCUCAUCAAGAAGGCCGACGAGGGCGUCCGCGUGCUGAUGCUGGUGUGGGACGACCGGACUUCCGUCGGCAUCUUCAAAACGGACGGCUUGAUGGUGACUCACGAUGAGGAGACUUUCAACUAUUUCAAUGGCACCAAGGUGAAUUGCGUGCUGUGUGGGCGCAACCCCGACGACGGCGCCACCUUCGUGCAGAACAUCGCCAUCGGGACCAUGUUCACGCAUCAUCAGAAGACGGUGGUGGUGGACGCCGCCAUGCCCGGCACGGGCGACGAGACGAGGAGGCUCGUGAGCUUCGUGGGCGGGAUCGACCUCUGCGACGGCCGCUACGACACGCAGUUCCACUCCCUGUUCCGGACGCUGGCCACCGCCCACCACGACGAUUUCCACCAAGGGAACAUCGAGGGCGCCACCAUCGCGAAAGGCGGGCCGAGGGAGCCGUGGCACGACAUACACUGUAAGCUAGAAGGCCCCGUCGCGUGGGACGUCCUGUUCAACUUCGAGCAGAGGUGGAGGAAGCAAGGAGGGAAGGACUUGCUCCUCGAGCUCAACGACCUCCAGAGCAUCAUCAUCCCUCCGUCUCCGGUGACGUUCCUCGACGACGCGGAGACGUGGAACGUGCAGGUGUUCCGUUCCAUUGACGGUGGGGCGGCCUUCGGGUUCCCGGAGACACCCGAGGAGGCGGCCAAGUCCGGGCUGGUGAGCGGCAAGGACAACAUCAUCGAUCGAAGCAUACAGGACGCGUACAUCCACGGUAUUCGCAGGGCAAACAGAUUCCUGUACAUCGAGAAUCAGUACUUUCUAGGCAGCUCCUUCGCAUGGAACUCCACAGACAUAAACGAUGCGGAUGUGGAAGCGCUGCACGUGAUCCCGAGGGAGAUCUCGCUGAAAAUCGCGUCCAAGAUCGAGAGGGGGGAGCCCUUUAGAGUGUACGUGGUGCUGCCCAUGUGGCCGGAGGGCUUCCCGGCCAGCGCGUCGGUUCAGGCCAUUCUGGACUGGCAGAGAAGAACGAUGCAGAUGAUGUACACUGACAUAGUCCAAACCCUUAAAGCCAAGGGAAUCGUAGCCAACCCCAGGGACUACUUGACCUUCUUCUGCCUCGGCAACAGGGAGGUGAAGAAGCCCGGGGAAUACGAGCCUGCCCAGAAGCCUGACCCUAACUCAGACUACGGCAGGGCUCAGGCCAACAGGAGGGCCAUGAUCUACGUCCACUCCAAGAUGAUGAUCGUGGACGAUGAGUAUAUAAUCGUGGGAUCGGCGAACAUCAACGAGAGGUCGAUGGCAGGGUCGAGGGACUCGGAGAUCGCGAUGGGGGCGUACCAGCCGCACCAUCUGUCGAGAGGGGAGCCGGCGCGAGGGCAGGUGCAUGGGUUCCGAAUGGCGCUGUGGUACGAGCACACAGGGAUGCUGGACAACUCGUUUAGCUAUCCGGAGAGCUUGGAGUGCAUUCAGAAGGUGAACGGGGUAGCCGAGGCCAACUGGAAUCUCUACUCGCGAGACGGGGUCGAGAGGGACCUGCCCGGCCACUUGCUCACAUAUCCCGUCGGAGUCGCCUCCGACGGGACUAUAACGGAGCUGCCGGGGACCGAGAAUUUCCCGGAUACCAACGCUCGAGUUCUUGGAACCAAGUCUGGUUACUUACCUCCAAUUCUUACAACCUAACCUCAGCAUUUAGCUUAAUUUGGUGCAGAUCGAUGUAAUAAGGAAUUAAUAUUCAUCCAUCUAUGUUCAACUAUAAUAAAUUGUGCCACCUGCUCUAUGAUUUGUCUCCAUUUUUCUCUA